UAUAAUAUAACUGGCAUACGAUUCAAUGGUUUAAUAAAUUAUUCUCUCUGUGUUUGAGAGAGUGUUCACAGUUGUUUUCUCAUUGUAAUAAAACAUAAUUACAGCAAAGAAACAUCUAUACUCCGCCUCGGAUAUCUUAGUGUUUUUCCGGGAACCGUAUGAUGACAAAAGUUAAAAAAACUUCUGAAUAACAAUAUGUCACCAUAUAAUCUCUCUUCUGUGUGGCGUGUUGUACAUACGGAAUAGAUCAACAUUACCAUCCACAGUAUGGCAAGUGCACCAGCAGAUCGCCGAAGAGUAAGCAAUUUCAUAUCACCGGAUACGAAUUCAAAACAUGCUCCGCCUGUCGCCCCAAAACCUUCAGGGAUAUCAAGAAAACGAGAUGACAAUCAUGAACCAAAGCAAGCAAUUUCUUUACCCAAAGGAUCAGAUGCAGUUGCAGAAAGCUUACAUUUUACCGUCAAAUAUCUUGAAGAAUUAAUGCGUGAACCGAGCAUGUUUGUACUAGGAUUGCAACACAUGGUAUCAACUGUUAAUAAUCACAAAAGCAUUGAACAACAGUUAAGUGAUGCUCACGCUAAAAACGAUACUUUACAAAAAUAUAUUGAAGAACACCAGCGCAGACAAGACAAUGCCGACAAUCUAAAUGCAGCAUUACAGGAUGCAAUUGAAAAACUACAUAAAGAAAAUGAAACUUCAACAAGAAAAAAUGAUGAAAUAAAAGCAUUGAAAGAAAUACAAUUUCAAAAAGAAGAAGAGAUUAAGAAACAGGAGACUGAAUAUGAAGGUAAAAUAUUUGCGCUUGAAAGUCAAUUAAAAGCUAUUGAAAUUUCUUAUAAAAAUUCUUUAGAUGAAAGUAUUGCCAAACAAAAAGAGCAGAUGGAAAUUGAACAGACAACGACUUUAAAAGAACAUGUUCACAUCAUCGAAAACCUCAAUAAAAAGUUAAAUGAACUUACUGAAGAAAAUAAAUUGCAAAUUGAGAAAAAUGCUGAUAUCUCCAAUGAGCUACAACAAAGCAAAGUCGAACUAGAAACAAAUAAAACGCUUGAUGGACAGGUGUUGUCUAAAAUAUGGAAAAUAGCAGCAUGUGAUGUAGCUUACGCCGGUUCGGAUUCUUCAAAAAUAACAAAUGAAUCGCAAUUGAGAAACAAAAGAGAAGAGGUAUUAACACAACUGACGGACAAACUAAGACAGUCAAGUGCAAUAAUGUUGGACAAUGAAGGGAGAUUGAUGCUGCAGCAUGUUAAAAUACACCUAGUGGAGGAAGUAGAGAUCUUACGACAGCAGAUUCAAAAGCAAAGGAAACAACAACUUGUGGCAGAAUCUUUCGCAAAAGAAGAAAUAACAAAGCUGGAAGAUGAAAUAGAAGAUCGAAAACGAAAGCAGACUUCAUCCAAAGUCUUCGCCGAAAAAGAUUUAGACAAAAUGGAGUUUCAACUUCAAGACCAAAUAACCAAACGAAGAUUCGUCGAGAAAUAUUUGAACCAGGAAAUCAUAAAAAUGGAACAUGCAUUAGAGGACAAGAAAAGAUGUCUUAAACUGGCGGAAUCGUUUGCAGAGACAGAAAUAUCGACAUUAGAGACAAAGAUGGAGAGGAAGGAAAGCACACUUAAACUUGUUCAAAGAUUUUCCGAUGCCGAGAUAACGAGACUAGAAGACGAAGUAAAUGAAUGUUUACACCUGAAAUACGUUUUGGAAGCAGAGGUUGCAUUUUUGAGACAAGAGUCGAUUGAUUUGCAACAUGAGGUGGCAGAGAAUGACCAUAGCCAAACACAUCUGAAAACUGCCCUGACGGCUCUAGAUGGGUUACAAAAUACUGUGUCGAGUCUUCAAAAGCGGGUUAAAGAACUAGAGGCGAUCAUUUCAAGCCAUGAAAAUUGCAAACAACACCAGAUGUCGGAACAUAAAAGAACACAGACUGGGGAACUCAUUGAAGGAAAUCUCAACAUAUGUCUUCUUCCUAAUGGUAGAAAAAAGGAUCGAAAGCAUUGGUCCAUGAAUUUUACUCAACUUGAUGGUUCAAAUAUUGUUUUCUACGUGCCGUGGAAUGAUUCUCAACCAACGAAGGACUACCCGCAUGGAAAACCUGAACUGAUAGUACCCUUGUUACGCUGCAAAAUAAAGAAGGACUGUACUGAUUAUACAAGCAAGAAAAAUACAUUUGUUUUGAAGACAUCAGACAAGAUGCUGCUACUUCAGGCUGACAACGAGACCGAUAUGCAGAAAUGGUUUCUUCACAUACAAAGAAAAAUAACGGAACUGGGCGGCCACCCGGACAUGACAGGUUCAAGUUUAUUGGUCCCGAAAAAAAUGGUCAAACAAGUCGCUGACCGUUUCGUGAAAAAACGCCUGAGACCGCUUGAAACCAAGGGUAUUGUAAAUGAUGCCAUUUUUGGAGGUGACAUCAAAGAGAUAUGUUCCAAAGAAAAGUCUGAAGUGCCCAUGUUUCUUGUAAAAUGUAUCGAUGCAAUAGAAAGUAGAGGCUUGCACCAUGAAGGUAUCUACAGGAUAGUAGGCAGCUCGUCGCAGAUCAAGACUCUGCAGUAUAUGAUCGACCAGGGAGAGCGAUAUGACCUUGGAGAUAAACAGUGGGACAUUCACGUGCUGUGUGGAAUCCUCUUGCUCUUUUUUAGAAAACUAAAAAACCGAUUGUUUGAAGAAUCACUUUGCGAAACGUUUUUGAAAGGCUUUUCGAUGGAGAAAGCCAGUGAUAGAUUGCAGAUCAUAAAAUCCACCUUGGAAACAAUUCAUUCCAAUAACUAUAAGACGGUUAAAGUGCUCUUUAAACAUCUCUGCAAUGUUAUGAAUCUACAACGUGAAAACAAGAUGGGUGUUCAUCAGUUGGCGUUCGUGUUUGGGCCAAGGUUGAUCCCGCCCCUGACCCUAGAUAUAGCCACAUGCAAUGAUAAUCAGAGGCAGAUCGUGGAAUUUGUUUUGUUAGAGUAUAAGAAGAUUUUCGAAUGAGAUUGCUGCCUCGAGAGUUUUAGUCUAUACAAAUGUUGUAUAUUUCAGCUAAAAUUAUAUUCAGAACAUUGAAAUCCAAACAUGGUAACUUAGCAUUAAUAUCUGUAUGUCGUGAUAGGCGGUAUUUUAUGCACCUCCUUCAAAUGAUAGCAUUAGCAUAAUGCACAUAUCAAUGUUUGCCCCACUGCGGAAAGGUAUGGGACUGAAGGAACACUUCGAAUAGUGUUGUCAAAAUCCCACACCUGUAGCAAGGCAUUUUGUUAAAAUUGUAGGAGUCAGUGAUGUUUCAGGUCUCCAAAUUCUUUAAAAAAAAUCUAUAUCCCGGGUGAGGUUUUAACUAGAUAUUUCUUAAGUCCAAUGCCAGUCUUAUGCCCACCAUGCCUGGAUGAGGCAACCAUUGAUAGGUGCAUUGUCCAUAUAAAACAGAUCUUUAUUAUCAUAAUAUCUUUAUAUACUAUAAUUAUAAGUUGCUAACAGCGUGAAUAGCUUGCUAACAGUAGCGUAGGAAUGAGUGUUUAUAACAUUUUGUGUAGUUAAUAUAGUGAGAAUAAGAUGCGUUUUGCGUAAUGACGCGAUUGGAAUCAUAGAAACCGCAAUCACAUGAUAUCGUUAUUCAGUUAUGUAGGUGAUAUCGUUAAUCAGUUAUGUAGUUGAUUGAAAUUCAUUCAUAAGUAUAGUUUCUAUUUUUAAUAUAGCCUUAAAUCGACUCAUACUUGACAAUUUUAACACGAUUGUAAGUAUGUUCUUACAAAAACUAAAUGGUUAUGCGACUGUGUUGCAGCAUUAACCCAUUUUUUGUGUAUUACAUACUAUAAGCCUUCAGCCAUUACUUAUUGUAUAUUAAAUACUUUAACAAUUAAUAUAUUGGUGCUUGUAACGUCGACAGGCUUUCAAACAUUGCUCAAAAUUGAAAAGAACACAUACACCUAAAGUAAUCAUGCCUUUUAACAUGAUUUUUUUCUUAAAUGGCAAGGGGUAAUUAAAAGACUGGUAUUUGCGAUAAGAAUGAAAAGUCGACAAUACAGCUCGGUUUGUAACGCUUCUACCUUAAAAUCCGGGGGGUCACUGGUUAAAACCAUAAUAUUUAGGUAAAACAUGUUUCAGGAACUUUUCGUCAUACCUCUAAUAUAAAUGUGUAAAUAAAUUUCAUUAACUUUGUUUUUGCAUCAAAUAAUCGUCCUUCUUCUAUUAUACUAUUGAUAAUCAAUAUCAUGUUCAAUAAAAAAGUAAACAUACUCUUCUGCGAAUGAUUUUGCUCUUUUUAUCAAUAAUGUGUCUUCAUAUUAUUCUUCUGAUAAUAUGUCCUUUUCAAUAAUAAAGUAAACAUAUUC
Molecule: messenger RNA, 4298 nt
Organism: Mya arenaria
Lineage: Eukaryota; Metazoa; Mollusca; Bivalvia; Myida; Myidae
Product: golgin subfamily A member 4-like
Exons: 26
Coding region: 268-2967 (899 amino acids)
Biological process (GO): signal transduction; regulation of GTPase activity
Cellular component (GO): cytoplasm
Source: RefSeq, a predicted model, not a curated record